CAACUUAGUACUCACACAGACCCCAAUCAAAAAACCCAGUCCGACAAAAUUGCCAGAAUUUUUUUUUUUUUUUGAACAAGCAGAAAAAGAUGCCAGAAUUUUAUUGAAAUUGUUUAUUAGCUUACAAACAUAGAAGUGUUUUAAGGGUCAUGAACAUCAUAAAGAAAAAAAUCAACAGCAGUUUUUCAAUGGUGCAACAAUCCAUGCUCGUGCUCUUGCGCUUGAUGCCGGAGAACGGUGAACUUGCAAGCUUUUCAACAAUGCCGGUUAUGUCUCCUAAAAUUCAUCAUCUUCAUCCUGAAAACAAGAAGGGUUUUAUUUGUUUUUCAAGGAAGCAGCAUAAAGAUGCAAUGGGUGGAAAAAAAUCUCUCAACAAAAUAAGCUUUUAGGACCACCAUAAUCACUUCCCGUCCAAAAUAAAUUUCCAUGGGUGUUGCUAGCUAAGACAGCAAAAGUACGAGGAUUUUACAAAGAUUCAACGUCAAAUCUCCUUUUGCUCCUUCUUAGGAUUGGAUCAAAUGUGAGAGAAUUUAACUAGACCAAAUCUAUCUUCGUUGCCCAGAAAGGAGAACAGAACAUGUACGAGGUGUUGUUAGAAAUAAAGUCAGUGAAAAAGAGAGACAGAUUUAAACAAAAACUCAUGAAAGAUGGUGGAAAGAGGGGUCAGUGCAAGAAAUGGUGGCGGCAGGUAUGUAACGAGAAGGAAGACAAGAUGGACUGAAUUUGUUUUGCAAUGGAAAAUGGGGUGUAAAGUGGGGGCAUCAUAGAAUUACCACGCUUGAGCUAUUUGGCCUUGGAUGUCUCAUUUGAUAUUAAGUUUAAAGAUUUGUCGUGGUUCACGUCGAAAAGUUGUUUCUCAACCCUCUCUGUUUUGCCAUUUUUCGUUUUAGAUUCCAAAAUGAUGAAAUAGUUGUCAAGGACUUUCGAUGUUGCAAAACAUUUUUUGAAUUAAACCAUUAAAAAUGACAUGAAUAGAAAUGGAAAUAAAUCUGGAUAUCAAAU
Rubroshorea leprosula is the source of this 1002-nucleotide messenger RNA. Lineage: Eukaryota; Viridiplantae; Streptophyta; Magnoliopsida; Malvales; Dipterocarpaceae. The record is from the annotation of a GenBank genome assembly.